AUUGUAGGCCCAAAUUUCAUGGAACCUUCGAGUUUCAUCCAUUGCAAUUGCGUUGAAUAAUUUACUUUGAAGAUGAUACAAACGCGCGCACUCUCACUAACCACCAAUCCAAUCACAUCCUGAUAAAUAAAAACUCCAAACCAAUAAACACCGUGAAUACUGAAAAGACUAUAAAUCAAAACCAAGACUUUAGCCAUGGCCAUGGCUUCUCUGAGCUGUCUUCCUCACUCUCUGCCCGUUGUCUCUCGUUCUUCACCUUCCUCUUCUUCUACAAAAUAUCUUAUUCCGAGCAACCCUCCCUACCCAAAACGUCUUUGUUUGGAUUCGAGAAACAGCAAUCACAGCAAAAGCUUUGCUCUGAGAGCGGCUUUGGAGGAGGUAUCUGUUAUUGACCCAGCUCCUCCUUCAUCUUCUGGAAGUAAGGGCAAACCCAACCCUGAGCUCAUAGCAUCUUUGAAGCUCAAGUUAUUGAGUGCUGUUUCUGGGCUAAAUAGAGGUCUUGCAGCUUCUGAAGAUGAUCUACGAAAGGCAGAUGCUGCUGCCAAGGAGAUUGAAGCUGCUGGGGGUCCAGUGGAUCUCUCAACUGAUCUUGAUAAACUGCAAGGUAGAUGGAAACUGAUAUAUAGCAGUGCAUUUUCUUCUCGUACUCUAGGUGGGAGCCGUCCUGGACCUCCCACUGGAAGGCUACUCCCAAUUACUCUAGGCCAGGUAUUUCAACGAAUUGAUAUCUUCAGCAAAGACUUUGAUAACAUAGUGGAGCUUGUACUAGGUGCUCCAUGGCCCCUGCCGCCUGUUGAAGCAACUGCCACGUUAGCCCACAAAUUUGAACUCAUAGGAGAUGCAAGGGUUAAGAUCGUAUUUGAGAAAACUACCGUGAAGACAACAGGAAACUUAUCGCAACUUCCUCUAUUGGAGUUACCUAAGUUACCAGACGGACUAAGACCUCCAUCUAACCCAGGAAGUGGUGAGUUUGACGUUACUUACCUUGAUGCUGACAUCCGCAUCACCAGAGGAGAUAGAGACGAGCUGAGGGUUUUUGUGGUUUCAUAGUCUCUUGGUAGUUUCUCUUUCAACUUCCACUGUAUCACCAAUUGUUUCGCCUCACGCAUUUUUGGUGUCUUUUGAUCUUAUAUUAUUACUUUAGAUUGUUGUAUGCAUGAACAGGUGGAUGGAAGUUCCAUGAAACAGUGUUCGACAAGGAACUACUGCUUUAUACUUGUAAAUUUGUCAUUGAUAGGGUUGUAACUUUGUUAUAAAAAGCUUAUAAAAAAACUGCGUUGAAAAGUUAGAUUUUCAUAUACAGAAAGGAAUUUAUACCCCCUCA
This is a messenger RNA of Prunus mume (Japanese apricot), 1324 nucleotides long. It is a transcript of the gene FIB4, whose product is annotated as Plastid-lipid associated protein PAP / fibrillin family protein. The record is from RefSeq and is a predicted model, not a curated record. Lineage: Eukaryota; Viridiplantae; Streptophyta; Magnoliopsida; Rosales; Rosaceae.